AUGGUCUCCUUCUGGAGAUACCCCAGUGAGGAGUAUGACAUGGUGACUGAAGAUGAAUAUAUCCUUCAGAUUAACAGAAUUGCUUAUGGGAGAGAAAAUGCUGGAAACAAAGAUGCUGGCUAUGAUGUUUGGAUAGGAAACAGCAGAGGGAACACUUGUUCCAAGCAACAUCGGGUCCUCUCUCCCAAAUGAAAGGAAUUCUGGGCUUUCAGCUUUGAUGAAAUGGCUAAACAUGACCCACCAGCAAUUAUAAACAUUAUUGAACAGAAAACAGGACAAAAGCAGUUAUGUUACAUUGGUCAUUCACAAGGCACCACUAUAGCUUUUGUAGCCUUUUCCACUAUACCUCACCUGGCUCAGAAGUUAAUGUACUUUGCUUUAGCACCUGUGGCCACAGUCGCAUUUAUUCAAAGUCCAUUUAAAAAGCUAUCAUUCUUUUCUGACUAUGGUCUCAAGGUGUGUUGGUCCUUUGCACAGACUAUUCCACAUAGCCAUAAUGAAUGUAUUUUUUCAUAGGGAUUCUGAGAUGACCUACAUAGCAAAUUUCAAAUCAUUUACAGAGAGAUGAACUUUUUGCUCUGUC
Molecule: messenger RNA, 583 nt
Organism: Anas platyrhynchos (mallard)
Lineage: Eukaryota; Metazoa; Chordata; Aves; Anseriformes; Anatidae
Source: RefSeq, a predicted model, not a curated record